Closterium sp. NIES-65 is the source of this 240-nucleotide messenger RNA. The record is from the annotation of a GenBank genome assembly. Lineage: Eukaryota; Viridiplantae; Streptophyta; Zygnematophyceae; Desmidiales; Closteriaceae.
AUGCGCAUUUCUCCACGCCGACUUCCGCAGCAAUGCCUACAGCCCAAGGGGUCGCGCGCCCAUAGUAGCUUGGUGCACCGCCGUUUGCGAGUCCCCGCUAUCGGCCAUCCUCGUCCACGCUAUCAGUGCUAUCGAUCCCACUUCUCUGCUGCAGCCCCUCGGAGUGUGCUCGACCUCGGCAAGGGCACGCUUGCCUUGCUUCCCGUCAUGGUCGUCAUUAUCACUGCGAGUCACCAGUAG